Saccoglossus kowalevskii is the source of this 471-nucleotide messenger RNA. RefSeq names its product hydroxysteroid 11-beta-dehydrogenase 1-like protein. Gene Ontology annotation, cellular component: intracellular membrane-bounded organelle. The record is from RefSeq and is a predicted model, not a curated record. Gene Ontology annotation, molecular function: oxidoreductase activity. Lineage: Eukaryota; Metazoa; Hemichordata; Enteropneusta; Harrimaniidae.
AUGAAUAUCAACUUUGUGUCCUAUGUGAAUCUAGCAACCAAAGCACUACCCAUGCUGUCUGAGUCUAAUGGUAGCAUCGCUGUGGUCUCAGCUGGUACAAGUUUGUUUAGUUUGCCUGGUGUUAUUGCCCAUUCUGCCUCCAAACAAGCAUUGAAUGGGUUCUUUGAAGGAUUCAGGCUUGAACUCAAUUAUAAGGAACUAAAUGUAUCUGUAACACUGCUUUUUCUUGGCGGUGUAGCCACUGAUCAUGCCAUUGAUCUGGUACAAGAUCGUGACAUGUUGGCACAAUUCGGCGAUCCAGAUGAGGCUGCCGCUUUCAUCAUGAAAGCUACGAGUUCCAAACAGACAUGGGCUUACUACCCUUGGGCUGCAGUCAGAAUUCCUGAAAUAAUACAUACUAUUUCACGUGAUCUAUGUGAUAUCAUGAUGACAAACUCGUUUUUCCCGAUGUUGAGAAUGCUGAAGAUAUAA